This is a messenger RNA of Nematostella vectensis (starlet sea anemone), 1681 nucleotides long. Its product is annotated as deoxynucleoside kinase. The coding region runs from base 293 to 1228 and encodes 311 amino acids. The record is from RefSeq and is a predicted model, not a curated record. Gene Ontology annotation, cellular component: cytoplasm; mitochondrion. Gene Ontology annotation, molecular function: deoxynucleoside kinase activity. Lineage: Eukaryota; Metazoa; Cnidaria; Anthozoa; Actiniaria; Edwardsiidae. The transcript is spliced from 10 exons.
AGCAAACAAACCACGAAACUGUGAUUUCCACAGCCUUAUCACCAUAUCUACAUCUGUCAAUGGAUAUUUUACGGUUUAAAUAAUGCAUUGAAUACAUUUAUAUCGACGUGGUGCUGCUAUCAUUCGCCCGUGUCCCUGGAGAAAUGAUGAAAACAGCUAGCGUUGGCCUAAAAAACAACAACACAUCGCUUGAAAUCUUUUGUGGAUCUGUUUAUUCUAGAAUGUGUGUAUUUAUCCACAACAGAUGAAAUGUGAUUUAGAAUAAUUUUUAUAACCAUGUAAGCUCCAUAAGAUGCUAAAAUACGCUUCGCGCAAGAUAUCGCGUCUGGUAGUCGGCCAUGGGUGGUUUCAUGUUUGGUUCCUUCCCACAGAAAAAAAAAAGCUGUCUCGUCACGCUGUUAUCGCUUUUUGCGCCAAAAUAAAACACCUUUGGCGAAGCAAGGCUAUCAACAUGAUUGGUUCAAAUGGUAUCAGAGGGGUUGAUUACUGUGCUAUGGAAGAGGACAACAUUCAGUUUACUCUGCCACAGAAGAGAAAAAAUGUGACUGUUGCAGUAGAAGGAAAUAUUGGAAGUGGAAAAACCACGUUGCUGAAAUAUUUUAGAAAGAAUGAUGAAGUUGAGGUUAUAGAGGAACCAGUGAGUAAGUGGCAAAAUGUUGGCGGGAGUAACCUACUUGAAUUGUUCUACAAGGACUGCCAGAGAUGGAGUUUCCUUUUUGAGUCUUAUGCUCUGCUUACACUAAUGCAGAUCCACAAACGGCCUCAUACCACACCCAUAAAGAUGGUCGAGAGGAGUGUAUACAGUGGGUAUUACUGUUUUGAGCAUAACCUCUGUGCAAGUGGACUUAUGGCUUCAGUUGAGCAUGGUGUACAUAAUGACUGGUUCACCUGGAUCACAGAGAAAGAGCAGCCCCAACUAGACCUCAUCAUUUACUUACGAACUACACCCGAGAAGUGCAUGGAGCGGAUCAAACAGCGAUGUCGGUCAGAGGAGACUUCUGUUUCAAUGGACUUGCUCAAGGAACUGCAUGAUCGCCAUGAGGCUUGGUUGAUUGAGAAAAAGUUUCCCGUCCCUGCCCCUGUCGUGAUACUCAUGCGGUGUACCUCUCAGAUCGUAGAUGGGAACAGAAGCCUGGAUGAGAUGUACCGGUUCUAUGACAGCAACACAGGAUGCCUUUUGGGAAUGGAUACCUGUGUACCAUGCGAGGGCUUGGAGGUCCGCCAAUAAACACACAAUCACCAAGCACUGUCACACAACCCUGUAACUCUACUUGAAUGCGCCGUCACGCAAUCAUGACGAUGACACCGGAUGCAUGUUAGUAAAAUGGGAUACCUGUGUACCAGGUACUGAGCGCUGUCACACAACCGGGACUAACCGGUCACGCUACGUGGGACCGGUCGUAACACCACUAUCCGCGAAUAAGACCACAAUGCCUGAAACCAUCGCUAAUUUUCUCCGUCCUUGGGUGCGGUGUUUUCGACACACGCCUUCGUCUGGGUUCUUGUCGAAAUUUAACUAUUUAUUUACCCGCUUUGGGCGACAAAAUUUAAUUACAGAACUGUGCGGAAGCGCACAAGAAUAAUUUGAAAAGGUGGUUAAGUACCUAAAAUUUAUACUUCUUUUAUGUAUCUUAUCAUUUGUGAAAAUUCAAUUAAAAGAUUAUUUUUAAAGAAAUUAAAA